CACGUGGAUGAGCGGCAGGAAGUGACUGUUGUGUUUCUGGACGCGAAAAGAAAGUAGAGAACGGAUUUACGAUGAGUUCCAUAAUCCCGGAGACACAGAGCAUUAAAGCGGCUGUGAUUCACAUCAACUCCAUCGACAGCAGCAAGUUUUCUAGACUCCUGUCUCGGAUUCUGCAGAAGCUCCACCUGAAGGAGCGCUCCUUCAGUGAGGAAGAGGAGGAGAAGCUGAUGAUCGCUCUCUCUCUGGAGAAACACACUCUUCAGCUGCUGCUGGAAGCCGUGUCCUUCAUCCUCGAGCAGGCCGUGUAUCACAGUGUUAAACCCCUGGCACUCAGACAGCAUCUGGAGAACAUCAGCCUGGCGCCGGAGAAAGCAGAAGUCUUCAGUCAGGUCUGGGCUUCAGCUGGGCCAGAAGUGCUGGAGAAGAUCCGACACGGGAUAUUUGCCCCGGAGAAGCUGGAUCAGGUGUCGUGGCAGCUCAGUCUUCUCAUGGCCCGAUCGGAUCAGAGCCGGCUGAAAGAGCCUCAUGCCGUGAUCAAUCUGGGGCUCCGGGCGGAAGACGAGCGCGUCCGGGACGUGUGUGUGGAGUUCAGCCACCCGGAUCUGCUGGAGUUCUACACUCAGAUGGAGAGGAUUCAGACGCAGCUGGACUCGCUCACGUGAAGAGGAUCACACACACCUGAUGAUGAUGAUGAUGAUGUCAUUAAACAUGUUUCAUUUUG
Molecule: messenger RNA, 721 nt
Organism: Rhinichthys klamathensis goyatoka
Lineage: Eukaryota; Metazoa; Chordata; Actinopteri; Cypriniformes; Leuciscidae
Gene: commd10
Product: COMM domain containing 10
Exons: 8
Coding region: 72-662 (196 amino acids)
Source: RefSeq, a predicted model, not a curated record